Molecule: messenger RNA, 1332 nt
Organism: Botrytis byssoidea
Lineage: Eukaryota; Fungi; Ascomycota; Leotiomycetes; Helotiales; Sclerotiniaceae
Exons: 4
Coding region: 1-1332 (443 amino acids)
Biological process (GO): late endosome to vacuole transport via multivesicular body sorting pathway
Cellular component (GO): multivesicular body
Source: RefSeq, a predicted model, not a curated record
AUGGCGUCACAAAUUCCCCAAAAGUUGAAGACCGCGGACUUAACUCGAUUUAUUAUCAAGGCGGCACAGCUAGAAAAUGCGAAGCCGGUUAUAUCAUAUUGGUGUGAAUACUGGAUCGUUAACCAGAUCCUGUCGAAAGGACUACAUACUGGAGAUGCAGAGACACUACAAUAUACUACUACUUUGAUGGAAAAACUUGAGAGGAUAAAAUCCGAGAGCCCAGAUAACGAUGCAAUUAUGGAUGAUACUGCAGGUCAAGCAUAUUGCGAACAAUUUGGUAUGGAAAUAUUCUCAAGGGCAGAUCGAGCUGUCGAGGCAAACAAAGUCACAAAACAAACUGCGGAAACUUUUCAAGCCGCAGCGACCUUCCUGGAACUAUUGAAUAUUUGGUCACCACCGGAUGUCGAAACUCAAGCAAAGAUCAAGUAUGCAAAAUGGAACGCAGUUCGUAUCGUUAAAGCAUUGAAAGAAGGAAAAGAUCCCAAUGAAUCUAAUCCCAAACCACAACCAACUCCCAAGGAUGAAUUACCGUCAUUAGAUCCAAAUGAUCCCGAGGUACAGUUGUUGGGGGAACAGAAAGCACAGCAAGCUUCUGUGGAAGAUGUCACCGAUGAGCAAGAUCAAUUGGAAGUAAAGUUAGCAAGGCAAUCAUCAUUAGAUCGAUCUUUACACCCCUCUAAACAAGUAUCUGCUCAAGGAUCUCCAAACAAUGAAUCGGCUCCAUUCGAACCAUAUCCUCGAGAUGGUUUUCCAUAUAAUGCAGCCCAAGACGAUAAUGUAUCCCCUCUCGAGCCAUCUCCGAAAGAUAGGAAUGGAUCUAUAGGAGGAGGAUAUUUUCCAGAAGUUCCAACCUUUACAUCUGAACCUCGAGAUGCAACUUUACCAACAGCUCCCGCUCCAGAUACCACGUUCGAUCUUGAUCUACCGGAUACAUCUUCUCUUGCCGCACCUGGAAUUUCUCCCGGAACAUCUCCCGGAAUGAAGCCAUCUCCAGAUUUCCAAUCAUUUCCGCCCCCAACUUUACCCGGAGAACAACCGUCAGCUACUGCACCUCAAGACUUUUAUCGUCAACCUCCACCAUCGGACCAUGGAAAUCUACAUGUACCACCUACCAACCAGACCUAUCAACCUGGACCUCCCCCAUCAAACAAUUUUACAGCACCAAUAGUCCCACCAGUCACACAAGCUCGCAGUCAGUUAAAUACGGACGAUGAAGCAAUUGCUAAAGCACAAAAACAUGCAAGAUGGGCGAUUUCAGCCUUGAAUUUUGAGGAUGCUGAAACGGCAGUAAAGGAGUUAAGGGCAGCACUACAAACUUUGGGUGCGCAAUGA